This is a messenger RNA of Phytophthora nicotianae INRA-310, 770 nucleotides long. RefSeq lists its product as hypothetical. The transcript has a single exon. Gene Ontology annotation, cellular component: Golgi apparatus; cis-Golgi network; endoplasmic reticulum-Golgi intermediate compartment. NCBI's taxonomy places the organism in Eukaryota, Oomycota, Peronosporomycetes, Peronosporales, Peronosporaceae. Gene Ontology annotation, molecular function: antiporter activity. Bases 1 to 654 code for a protein of 217 amino acids. The record is from RefSeq and is a predicted model, not a curated record. Gene Ontology annotation, biological process: UDP-glucose transmembrane transport.
AUGGAGGACAGUACUGGAGCGCCGAGGAAUAAAGUGCUGGCUGUAGUAUACUACGUAUCACCGGCCAGUGCGAUCGGACUGCUCCCCAUUGCGUUAUUCUCCGAGGCAAGCGACUACGCGACGUCGAGAUUUUUACUGGACUCGCAGCUGUUGAUGAUGUCGCUGGUGUUUAUCUUCAUCAGUGGCUGUCUGGCCUUUGUGCUGAUUUUCAUUGAGAUUCUGCUGGUCAAGAAGACGUCGGCGCUGUCGCUGGGCAUCGCUGGCAGCUUCAAAGAUGUCACGCAAGUGCUGCUCGCAGUCUUCAUUUUCGGUGACCAGCUGAUUGCAAUUAACGUGUUCGGCCUCGUUGUGGCCACUUGCGGGAUGCUCUUCUACACGUACAUCAAGCACACAAUAGCAGAAGCAGCGGGUGAUGCAAGACACGGCAAGCAGAAGGGAUACGAGAGAGUUCCCACGUUUAAUUCCGACUUGGAAGACGGCAGUGAUGUCCAAUCUCCAGGCAAUAGCAAAGAUAUCGUCCCGGAAUUUCAGAUGAAAGACGAGAGAGUCUCGGCAACAGGAACCAAGACUGUGUCAGGUGUGGAGCUGGUACGGCGAGAGAGCAAGGAUUACUUCAACUCAUCAGGCAUGGUCGCCAAUGCCUCUCACGUGUGACGAGAAUACGGGACACUUUUGUAACAUUAGGCCGCAGUUCGGAACACUAGCAGCAGUUCUUGUUCUCGCUCGCUUUCAAUUAAUAGACCAAACCAGAACUCAAAAAUGUAAUUGCU